CAGACCCUACUUCACCCUAGACUCUAGUGGCCUACCUUACGUACAAAAGGUAAUUUAAAAUCGCAAGCUCAUCAAGCCUGCCACGGAUUCCAAAUCCUUUUUUAACUUUUCUCAGGUACGCUGGGUGGGAUCCGACUUUAUUUCGCUCCUUUGCUCACCGCUGUCUCUCAUUAUCUAUUUUCUUUCUUCUUCUCGUCCCUUCGAGUCGCCUCAUUGCAAUUUAAAGAGUCACGUCGCUUAGAUAUUCUCAAAACUCAGAGCUCAGGGUUUUGCUUUGUUGCAUUAUUUUGCUAUAAAUGGCCAUGGAUUAUAAACAUGAGCUGCAAAUGGAAGAGAUGCAAAAAAUGGAUAAACAGCUAGCUGAGGAUAUUGAGGCGGCUGCAGAUGCGCUUCGUUCACCUUCGUCUUCUGCUGCAGAGCUUCUUCCGCUCCUUGAUAAACUUGAGGAUCUUUUAAUGAGAGUGAAGCAGUCACCAUCUAAACCCGUGCAAAGGGCACUGAACCCUGUAAUGAAGGCGUUGACAAGCAAUGAACUUUUUAACCAUUUGGAUACGGAUGUGAAAGUUUCUGUUGCAUCAUCCAUCUGCGAGAUUAUGAAAAUAACAGCACCGGAUUCUCCUUUCGGUGAUGAACAGCUGAAGGAAGUCUUUAAGCUGAUAGUAGCUGCGUUCGAUAAUAUAUCUGAUAUCUCAAGCCGUUCAUACCUUAAAAGAGUUUCCAUCCUUCAAAACUUUGUAAGGAUCAGGUUAUGGGUUCUGCUGCUGGACCUUGGAUGUGGUUCCUUGAUUUUGGAGAUGUUCAAUCAUUUUCUAAGAAACAUUAGGGAAUCUCAUCCUGAGGUUGUCUUUAUGUAUAUGGGCUUCAUUAUGAUCAUGGUGUUGGGGGAAAUUGAAGUGAUUCCAUCAGAGCUUCUGUCCUCACUUUUGGACAGUGUGAGAAAUGGAAACAAGCAUGUUCUGCCUAUUGCUCGAAGGUUGAGUGAGAGAGUAAUUGAAAAUUGUGCUUCAAAGCUAGAACUUUACAUGCACCAAGCAGUGCAGCAUACAGGCCUUCCUGUAGACAAUUAUGCUAAAAUCGUUGCGCAUAUAUGCGAUGGAAAAUCUGAGCCUGUGCAGCAAAAUUCUCGAUACAACAACACUGGUAGACAUGUGACUUGUUUAGCUCCAGAUACUAUGCAAUUUGGUGAGGAUUUGAUUGGUUCCAGGAUCAGAGUCCUUUGUUCAAAAGAACAUAUCGCCUAUGAAGGUGCUAUAGUUCCUUAUGAUCCCAAGAAGAAUGAUAUGUUGACAAUGAUGAAUGUUCAGGGCAAUGAUCGUGAUGAAAAAAUACUGCUUCUCGAAAACAAAGAGUCUGAGUUUGAUUAUGAAGAUCCUGCGUAUAUGGGGAAGUUAACUAAUGUUCCAAUUCUUGAUACUUUUUGUGAUAAACAUCAAAACAAGAAACCAAAACUCAAUUCUAAUUCCCUAACUGAGGAAAUGAUGGGAGAAGGGACCUCAACGAAAUCUGUUAGUUGCCACCCAAAGGAUGGUGAAAACAUCUUCAACUGGAAAGCUAAAACAUCAACAGAUGCUGAAAACAUGAGAAGUGAAAGUGCUGUUGAGUCAAAUGAUGGAAGUUAUCAAAGUUGCUGUGAAUCAAAACAGUCUGCUGCCGAUUUUGCCAGGCCAUGUAUGAAGCUCAAGAUAAAAAUGAGAGUUUAAGCAUCUUCCAAGGGGAACUAACACUGAAAGUUCUAGUUCCUGGAAAGUUGAAGAAAUCACCGAGAUGGGGAAAUCGUCAGACUAAAUGGUCUCACAAAUCCAGGCCAUGAAGUGGAAAACUGCAGCCAAGGGUUAGUGACCAACUAAUUGAAUGUAAUGCCAAUCUUAAAGUAAAUUUGUAUAUCCUAUUUAGUUGGAUCAACUUUGAUGCUUAAAGUCCAAGCUUGUUUGGAGCCCAUAUGAACUUCUAGAUAGGCUUAAACUUAUCAGGCUUUUGGCCCAGUGAUUUUAGAGCAUUAACAACUCAUUACAACUCUCAUGU
Manihot esculenta (cassava) is the source of this 2022-nucleotide messenger RNA. RefSeq lists its product as uncharacterized. Bases 297 to 1700 code for a protein of 467 amino acids. The transcript is spliced from 12 exons. The record is from RefSeq and is a predicted model, not a curated record. Gene Ontology annotation, cellular component: chromatin; nucleus. Gene Ontology annotation, biological process: mitotic sister chromatid cohesion; DNA repair. Lineage: Eukaryota; Viridiplantae; Streptophyta; Magnoliopsida; Malpighiales; Euphorbiaceae.